AUGCAUCUGCCAAGGACUCCAACUGAUGAAGUUCUACGAAACGGGUUAAUCGAAGUAGAAAACAUUAUCAAUUCACGUCCCCUCACCUACGUCCCUAUCGAUAACUCCGAAAGCGAGGCACUAACGCCUAAUCAUUUCUUGUUAGGCUCCUCUGGAGGCACGAAACCACUAGUGCCUUACGACGAUAGCCCCGCUACGCUGGUUAAUAGUUGGAAAACCUCUCAAAUUUUCGCCAAUAUGUUUUGGAGGCGGUGGCUCCGAGAGUAUCUGCCGUCGAUCACUCGCCGAACCAAAUGGCACUACCCGGUGAAACCAAUCCAGAUUGGAGAUGUGGUGAUAGUUGUCGAUCCCGAUCUACCAAGGAACUCAUGGCCUAAGGGUCGUGUCGUCAACGUCAGCCAGAAAAAUGGACAGGUGCGAAGCGCAACGGUGAGGACCUCGGCAAACAUCUACGAACGACCAGCAGUGAGACUAGCGGUUCUAGACGUCGGCGCAACCGGAAGUACGCAGGAAUCUGGAUCCUGUGUACCGGGGGGACUGUUACGCAAUCUGCGAAUGCGCCUCCGCUACCAACGAACCUCCACCUAG
Molecule: messenger RNA, 588 nt
Organism: Aedes albopictus (Asian tiger mosquito)
Lineage: Eukaryota; Metazoa; Arthropoda; Insecta; Diptera; Culicidae
Exons: 1
Coding region: 1-588 (195 amino acids)
Source: RefSeq, a predicted model, not a curated record